UACGCGCACUCCAGUCUCCGUCCUCUGCUAGACAUGGCGGCGGAUCUAAACCCGGACUGGCUCUCCUGCCUGCCUUCUUCUUGGAGUUAUGGGGUUACUCGGGACGGAAGAAUAUUCUUCAUCAAUGAAGAAGCCAAGAGUACGACCUGGCUGCAUCCCGUCACCGGAGAGGCCGUCAUAACGGGGCACAGAAAAACCCCAGAUUUACCAACGGGAUGGGAGGAGGGAUAUACGUUCGAAGGAGCCCGCUGCUUCAUCAAUCACAAUGAGCGGAAGGUGACCUGUAAGCAUCCAGUCUCUGGUCUUCCUUCACAAGACAACUGCAUCUUUGUCGUCAACGAACAUGUGACUUCUGCAAAGCUUGUCCACCCCGUUACAGAUCCUGGUACUGUCAACCCUGUUACGGUCAACCCUGUUACGGUCAACCCUGUUACGGUCAACCCGGUUACACACCCGGUUACAGACCCUGUAUCAAACAGGCCUAAGGCUCCAGAGCAGGCUCCAUCAGAGGAGAGCGACCGAGUGAAGAAGGAGCGCCCGAUGAGCACCAUGAGCGAGGCGUCUAACUACACAGGAGGGUCAGACUACAGCACCUACCCUGGCAGCAGCCCUGCCACCCGGCCUUCAAGGUCUUACAAAAAGGUCCACAACUUUGGCAAGAGGUCCAACUCUAUUAAGAGGAACCCCAAUGCCCCGGCGGUCAAGAGCAACUGGCUUUACAAACAGGACAGCACGGGCAUGAAGCUAUGGAAGAAGAGGUGGUUUGUGCUGUCUGACAUGUGCCUGUUUUACUACAGAGACGAGAAGGAGGAGGGCAUCCUGGGUAGUAUCCUGCUGCCCAGCUUCCACAUCUCCAUGCUGUCUGUCGACGACCACAUCAGCAGGAAAUAUGCCUUCAAGGCGACCCACUCCAACAUGAGGACAUACUACUUCUGCACAGACACAGCCAAAGACAUGGAGUCCUGGAUGAAAGUGAUGACGGACGCAGCCCUGGUCCACACAGAGCCAAUCAGAAGACUGGAUAAGUUGAAGGUGGACCGCUGCUGUCCCCAGGAGGUGAACAACAUCCUGAACCACAACCGGGUUCUGACCCGACCAGAGAUCCAGAACAACGAGAGGAACCUUGAGCCGCGCCAGCCCUCCAUUACCCGCAGCAUGGACCGCACAGAUGGGGACAGGAAACACAAAGACCCAGAGAAACACACCCUCCAGAGAGAGCGGGAACGCUACACCCUGCAGAAAGACGGAGAGAGAUACUCCCUUCAGAAAGACGGGGUGAGCUACACGCUGCAGAGAGACGGGGAGAGGUACCUGUUGCAGAAAGACGGCGAGCGGUACGCCCUGCAAAAAGACGGGGAGCGGUAUUCCUUGCAGAAAGAUGGAGGCGAACGAUAUUCUGUGCCUAAAGAUGUUCUGAUGGAGAAAUACGCACCUCAGAAAGACGGGGAGAAGUACUUGGUACAGAAGGAUGGAGAGAGAUAUGCACUGCAAAAAGAAGGAGAGAGAUACACCCUCCAGAAAGAUGGACAGAAAUACAACCUCCAGAAAGGGGUAGAAAGGCAAACGUCUAUGACUGAGAAAGAUCGGUCAGAUCGUUAUGGGACCCUUGAUGAAAGACAGAAGUAUAAAACCCUACGGGAAGGGAGUAAGUGUGGUACCCUGCGGGAUGGAGAGAAGCAUGGGACGCUCGAUAAGUAUGGUACCCUUAGGGAAGUGGAUAAGUAUGGAACCCUCCGUGAAGGGAACAAGUAUGGAUUCCAGAGGGAUGGCAGUGCUGAGAGGCCUCUGACUAAAAUCAACAGCAUCAAGCUCCAACCAGCCCAGGCAGCAGCCAUCGCAGCAGCAGUUACAGCCUCCCGCCAGGUACAGGUCUCCCAGCACAUGGCCCCACAUCAGGUCAACGGCUCUGGGGAGCGGGCUGGGGACCAAAGCCCAGGGGAGGUGGUAGGUACCCUGGGCAGAGGAGCAGGGAAGGCCCAUGACCCGCCUCAGAACCAGCAGGCCCAGGAGCCAGAGAAGAGUCUGACCAGAACCAACUCCAUGAGGCAGCUGGAGAACUGGGUUAGGACCCAGAGGACACAAGAGGAUGACGAUACCAGGAGCAUCACCUCCUACCAGACCUUGCCCCGCAACAUGCCCAGCCACCGUGCCCAGAUCGUUCCCUGCUACCCCGAGGGUUACCGUACCCUCCCCAGGAACAUGCUGUCCCGACCUGAAAGCAUCUGCAGCGUGGCCGGCUCCGUCUACGACCGCGCCCUGGCUCCCACAUCCAACUCAGACAAGAGGCGCUCCAUGAGGGACGACACCAUGUGGCAGCUGUAUGAGUGGCAGCAGAGGCAGGCCUUCUCCAGGCAGGGCCCGCCACCACCAGGCCACUACGGGACCCUGCCCAGCCCCAAGACCAUGGAGAACAUCUCUGAGCACCAGGGGGUGGCCCACUCCAUCCCCACAUCCCCCUCCCAUGGAUCCCUGGCCCUCUACCACACCUUCUCCCCUCCGGGCCAGCACCGCAGAGACAACCCACCAGGGUCGACCAGGUCCGAGGUGUCCUCACCCGUCUUCAGAGGGGACCAGACUAUGACUAUAGACUGCAGGCACAGGAUACACCUCACCAAGUAUAACUACCCACCUGACCGCCGGUCCAUGCCAGCAGGCCUCCCAGUGCAGACCAUUACCCCACAGUCACUACAGGGCAAGACGCCAGAGGAGCUGACCCUGCUGCUCAUAAAGCUGCGUCGGCAGCAGGCGGAGCUCAACAGCAUCCGGGAGCACACUGUGGCUCAGCUAAUGAUCCUUAGCAUGGAGGGGCCCAACGCCAAGAGUGAGGUUCUGUCCCAUCACCUUCAGAGGAACCUCAUGUAUCUGGACAGCCAGACGAAGGACAAUGAGCCGUUAAUCUUCAUGAUUCACACUAUGAUUGAGAACUCUGCUCCAAGGCCUCAACUGUACCAGCAAAUCAGCCCUGAGGACUACAAAGACAACUCCUACAGCCACCAGAGGCCAGAGGACAUCGACAUAGACACUAAGCUGAGCAGACUGUGUGAGCAGGACCAAGUGGUGAGAACACAGGAGGAGAAACUACAGCAACUACACAGAGAGAAGCACACCCUGGAGACGGCUUUGCUGUCUGCCAGUCAGGAGAUAGAGCAGAGCUCUGACAACCCAGCAGCAGUACAGAGCCUUAUACAGCAGAGAGACGUACUGCAGAAUGGACUGCUCAGUACCUGUAGAGAACUGGCACGGGUCAACACUGAGUUGGAGCGGUCGUGGAGGGAGUAUGAUAAAAUGGAAUCUGGCGUCUCUCUGGCCAAAACAAACCUGUUGGAACAGCUAGAGGCCCUGGGCAGCCCACAGACAGAACCUCCCAGCCAGCAGCAUGUCCAGAUCCAGAAGGAGCUGUGGAGGAUCCAGGAUGUGAUGGAGGCUCUGGCCAAGAACAAACCCCAGAGGACCACUGACACUGGUUUCCUUGGUUCCAAACCCAUCUCAAACCUACAGAAGAACGAGCCGGUGACCUUGUUCCGGUCACUCUGUUCUCUCACGGAGGGUAACCGUCAGCCCCCCCGCCCGCCCCUCCCCCAGUCCUACGGCUCAACAGAGCGCCCUCCCGCUGUACCCCCCCUUCCCUCCCCCUCGGGCGCCCGUCCGCCACCACACACAAGCAAGCACGGCCAGAGGAACGGAACACACAGCAGUCAAGGCCCAGACUACCGUCUGUAUAAGAGUGAACCAGAGCUGACAACUGUGGCCGAGGAGGUGGACGAUAACAACGGAGAGGACAAUGACAAGGACAGACUACAGACGGGGCUGACCACUGACAAGGAGCCUGCGGCCACUAAAGUCCCAUUAGGAGUACCAGUCUACCCAGUGGGUAUCGUGCCCCCCAGGACCAAAUCCCCCAUGAGCCCCCCAGAGUCCUGCACCAUCGCCUCCUACGUCACCCUGAGGAAGAGCAAGAAGCCUGACCCCAGGACUGAGCGUCCUCACAGUGCCGUGGAGCAGACGUGCGGACCGGGGGAGAGGGAGAGCGGCAGAGCCAGGAUGAGUGUAGAGGAGCAGCUGGAGAGGAUCAGGAGACAUCAGCAGGCCUCGCUCAGGGAGAAGAAGAGAAGUAGCAGCAGUAUCUCCCCCUCACGCUCUCCAUCCUUCUCCAAGGAGAACCCCUUUGUUACACAGGUCAAGCUGGAGGUGUUCUCCACAGACACCCAGGAGCUGGAGGCAGCACUGCAAGACCUGGAGCAGGUCAGAGACCGAGUUACAGAGCAGCUGGAGAGGGACAGGACUGCAGCCGUGGAGCUGGAGAGGGACAGGACUGCAGCCGUGGAGCUGGAGAGGGACAGGACUGCAGCCGUGGAGCUGGAGAGGGACAGGACUGCAGCCGUGGAGCUGGAGAGGGACAGGACUGCAGCCGUGGAGCUGGAGAGAGACAGGGCUGCAGCCGUGGAGCUGGAGAGGGACAGGGCUGCAGCAGCUGCUGAAGAAGAAAUGGAGAGGGGUCGAGCUGCAAUAGAAAAGCUGGAGCGAGACAUGACUGAGGUGGCUGCAGUGGUGGAGCAGGAGAUGGCCAGGACUGCUGUGGGUGUAGAUGAGGAGAUGGCCAGGACUGCUGUGGCUGUAGAAGAGGAGCUGGACAGGGCUGCAGAAUUGGAGAUGGAGAGAGACCGGGCCGCAGUGGCAGAAGCUGCAGAAGAAUUGGAGAGAGCUAGAGCUGCAGCUGAAGAACUAGUCAGAGAGAGGACUGCAGUGUCUUCGGAAGAGGCGCUGGAUAUCGACGAGGCUGCAUUGGUGGAGCUGGAGAUGGAAAUCACUGUGGUGGAGGAGAUCAGCUACAGAGCUGAGGAGGUGGAUGUCAUCCCUGUCUCCAGGCUGAGUGAGGAGGAGCCACAGCCCCAGACGGAGAGCUCCAACAUGGACACAGAGGUGUCAGAGACCCAGAUGAUGGUGAUCUCAGAUCAGGGUGUGAAGCCCCUGUAUGUACAGUACCUGAUCCCUGGACAACAUCAACAGCAGGGGGAGAGGGAGACAGAGAGGAGAAACACCCACACUCCCAACACCCUCAUUCCCCACAACAGUUUGCCAGCUGCUGUGUCAGAAGCACUGACUCCUGAACUUGAGGAGGACGUGAUGCAGAGUGAGGCGAUGCAAGGGGAGACCCAGGGGAACAACAUGAACAUAUCCUAUGAACUACCAGCAGAGGGAGCUAAACUCAACAACAACCUGAUGGCAGUGAAAAGCCUGCCCUUUCCGCCCCAGUCCUCCUCCUCUCCCUCUCCUCCAUCUCCUCCUCAACUCACUGACGGAUCCCACUUCAUGUGUGUGUAGACGUGUCGAGGAGGUGGUUCUGUGAACUGAACUACACUCACUCAGACAUUGACCUUGGUGAGCAGUGACUCAUAAGCGAUGCCAGCCUGGAGACCCAAGAUGGCAUCCUACCGAGCCAUGAUGGCACCAGCCAGCCUGCACAGAGCGUGCCCAGUAGCUCUCUGUAUGUAUAGAAACAACUGUAGCCAGACAGACAGAAAGAGUAGAUCCACAGGCCUGCUCGUAUUACUUACUGCCUGCCUACACAAUAACUGUGAUGCAAAAUGUUUUCAUUCACACAGAGAUAUCAGAGGACAAGAUAGUAUUACCAGAGUGAUAAUUGAUGAUGAUUAUUAUUAUUACAGGUACUAUGAUGGUCUGUUAUUUUGGACAUGUUCUUUGAGGAUGUCUUGAGUGUCUAUGAGCUGAGCACUGCUGUGAAAAGGAGAGGACUGUACAGUUGUAAAUAAGAGCACUAGAGGAGUCUCAUACUGGGAAGAUCUCAAUUGCAUACUCCUUGCGUCCUGUCUCCUUCUCAAAUCCCACUGGAGGAGAAGGUCAGAGGGGAAGGAUAUCUGGCUUUCUCAUCUAAUGGGUUUUGAGAAGGAGACAAGGACCUGAGGACGGGAGGAGUAUGCAUUUGAGGUCUUCCCACAAUCACACACUAUUGAGAGGGCGAAGCACCGAAUCUACACACACUAAGGCAGUGCUUUACUUUAACCACACGGGGGCGCCAUAUGCUCUCGUCUUUUUUACUGGUUUUACUCCCAUUUAAGUUUUUAACCUGAGGCACCAAAUGUUUCAUUUUCCACAUAUUUUACACCGCACAUUCCCUCAUUGUUCAAACAAGUUGUUAAUAUAUACAUAUAUAAAACAUAUAGAGUGAACUAACUAUACAAUGGGUUUAUACUUCAAUAAGGUGCCACCCUAUUGCUGCUGUUGGACAGAGUUUAAAUAUUUUAUAAAGGUUGUGAUUAUUUAUGUCGGGAGGAUCGGGAUCUGGUCGCCGCUGACAACCACACGUAAAUGUCCUGGGUUAGAAUCGAUCUGCUUCUCUGGGGUUUUUUUUUCUACGGCUGAGAUAUAUUUAAAGUAAAAUAUAGAAGAGAGAUCAAAUAGUUUUAUGAGAUUAGGGUUGUGUGUUAGAUUCUGUCUGGUUGUGUGGAGUCCUGGACAGAGAGAAGAGAAUAGCACAUGUAUAAGCAAUAAGCAGGCGUUUUGUUCCCCCAGGACGUUAAAGUAUAAUGUACAUAAAUGUAAAGUUUCAUUGUGUAAAUGAUGUACACCAUAGAAAGAGCAGAGCAGAAAUUAUAAGUCUGAGGUUAUUAUUAUUAGAGUUAAUAUGAAAAAUGUUCAUAUCUCAUCUGUUUUAUAUCAUGUGAAAUAAAUGUUGAUGUUCUUAAA
Molecule: messenger RNA, 6705 nt
Organism: Salvelinus fontinalis (brook trout)
Lineage: Eukaryota; Metazoa; Chordata; Actinopteri; Salmoniformes; Salmonidae
Product: pleckstrin homology domain-containing family A member 5-like
Exons: 31
Coding region: 34-5322 (1762 amino acids)
Cellular component (GO): cytosol
Molecular function (GO): phosphatidylinositol-3-phosphate binding; phosphatidylinositol-4-phosphate binding; phosphatidylinositol-3,5-bisphosphate binding
Source: RefSeq, a predicted model, not a curated record